Messenger RNA from Linum tenue, 825 nucleotides. Lineage: Eukaryota; Viridiplantae; Streptophyta; Magnoliopsida; Malpighiales; Linaceae. The record is from the annotation of a GenBank genome assembly.
AUGUCGAUUCUCCCCAAGAGCGAGUCAAUAAUUAUCCGUGACGUAUGGAACGAUAACCUCGAAGACGAGUUCGAGCUGAUUCGGGACAUUGUCGACGAUUUCCCUUUCAUCGCGAUGGACACAGAGUUCCCUGGGAUCGUUCUACGGCCCAUAGGCAAUUUCAAGAGCGGUUCUGAUUACAACUACCUUACCUUAAAGGCCAAUGUCGACCUUCUCAAGCUAAUCCAGCUCGGCCUCACUUUCUCCGACGACAAAGGCAACUUGCCCACAUGUGGGACUGGCAAGUUCUGCGUAUGGCAAUUCAACUUCCGGGAGUUCAACCCGAACGAAGAUGUCUACGCCGAUGACUCCAUCGAGCUUCUCUCACAGAGUGGCAUUGAUUUCAGAAAGAACAUCGAGAUGGGUGUCGAGGCUAAGCGGUUCAGCGAGCUGCUGAUGUCGUCGGGGAUCGUGUUGAAUGACAAUGUGCAUUGGGUUACCUUCCAUAGUGGGUAUGAUUUCGGGUACCUUUUAAAGCUGCUUACUUGCAAGAAUUUGCCCGAGACGCAGGCGGAAUUCUUCAAGCUGAUCAGGUUGUACUUCCCUGUGCUGUAUGAUAUAAAGCAUCUGGUGAAGUUCUGCAAUAGCCUUCAUGGUGGGUUGAACAAGCUGGCCGAGCUCUUGGAUGUCGAGAGGAUCGGGAUAUGUCACCAAGCGGGUUCGGAUAGCUUGCUCACUUGUUGUACAUUCAUGAAAUUGAAAGAGAGUUUCUUCAAUGGCUCGACAGAGAAGUAUGUUGGUGUGCUAUAUGGUCUUGGUGUGGAGAAUGGACAGAAUACUCAUUGA